Molecule: messenger RNA, 2945 nt
Organism: Oryza brachyantha (malo sina)
Lineage: Eukaryota; Viridiplantae; Streptophyta; Magnoliopsida; Poales; Poaceae
Product: 1-deoxy-D-xylulose-5-phosphate synthase 1, chloroplastic
Exons: 8
Coding region: 229-2466 (745 amino acids)
Biological process (GO): terpenoid biosynthetic process; chlorophyll biosynthetic process
Cellular component (GO): chloroplast
Molecular function (GO): 1-deoxy-D-xylulose-5-phosphate synthase activity
Source: RefSeq, a predicted model, not a curated record
CGUUGCCCUCCACCUCGGUGGUCACCUCUCGCCCCUAUCAGCUAUCGCCGUCCUAUCUCCAUCUUGCUCCACUACACGCACCACGGCGAGAGCGCCUUGCUCCCACUUGUGUGUGGUCGAUUUACAGCUGGGUUGAAAUCUCUUGAUUCGUUGUUGGCUAAUCAGUUUGUGGGGGGAGAAAGUUUGAGGCUUGAGCUGUUGCAGCGUUGAGGAGGAGGAGGAGGAGCAAUGGCGCUCACGGCGUUCUCCAUUCCUAGGGGCUUCGUCGGCGCGCUGCCGCAGGAGGGGCAUUUCGCUCCGGCGGCGGCGGAGCUCUGUCUCCACAAGCUCCAGACCAGGCCACCCAAGCAGCCUAGGCGGAGAUCGUCGUGCAUCUCGGCGUCGCUGUCCACGGAGAGGGAGGCCGCGGAGUACCACUCGCAGCGGCCGCCGACGCCGCUGCUGGACACAAUCAACUUCCCGAUCCACAUGAAGAACCUGUCCAUCAAUGAGCUCCAGCAGCUCGCCGACGAACUCCGCUCGGACGUCAUUUUCCACGUCUCCAAGACCGGCGGCCACCUCGGGUCCAGCCUCGGCGUCGUGGAGCUCACCGUGGCGCUGCACUACGUGUUCAACACGCCGCAGGACAAGAUCCUCUGGGACGUCGGCCACCAGUCAUACCCGCACAAGAUCCUGACGGGGCGACGCGACAAGAUGCCGACGAUGCGGCAGACCAACGGCUUGUCGGGAUUCACCAAGAGGGCGGAGAGCGAAUACGACUCCUUCGGCACCGGCCACAGCUCCACCACCAUCUCCGCCGCGCUCGGGAUGGCGGUGGGGCGGGACCUGAAGGGAGGGAAGAACAACGUGGUGGCGGUGAUCGGCGACGGCGCCAUGACUGCUGGGCAGGCGUACGAGGCGAUGAAUAACGCCGGGUACCUCGACUCCGACAUGAUCGUGAUACUCAAUGACAACAAGCAGGUGUCGCUGCCGACGGCGACGCUCGACGGGCCGGCGGCGCCGGUGGGCGCGCUCAGCAGCGCCCUCAGCAAGCUGCAGUCCAGCAGGCCACUCAGAGAGCUCAGGGAGGUGGCCAAGGGCGUGACGAAGCAAAUCGGAGGGUCGGUGCACGAGCUGGCGGCGAAGGUGGACGAGUACGCCCGCGGCAUGAUCAGCGGCUCCGGCUCGACGCUGUUCGAGGAGCUCGGCCUCUACUACAUCGGCCCCGUCGACGGCCACAACAUCGACGACCUCAUCACCAUCCUCCGGGAGGUCAAGAGCACCAAGACCACCGGCCCGGUGCUCAUCCACGUCGUCACCGAGAAGGGCCGCGGCUACCCCUACGCCGAGCGAGCCGCCGACAAGUACCACGGCGUGGCGAAGUUCGAUCCGGCGACGGGGAAGCAGUUCAAGUCGCCGGCGAAGACUCUGUCCUACACAAACUACUUCGCGGAGGCGCUCAUCGCCGAGGCGGAGCAGGACAGCAGGGUCGUCGCCAUCCACGCCGCCAUGGGGGGCGGCACGGGGCUCAACUACUUCCUCCGCCGCUUCCCGAACAGGUGCUUCGACGUCGGGAUCGCCGAGCAGCACGCCGUCACGUUCGCCGCCGGCCUUGCUUGUGAGGGGCUCAAGCCGUUCUGCGCUAUCUACUCCUCCUUCCUUCAGAGAGGCUACGACCAGGUGCGCCUCGAUCGAUCGAUCUCUGCUUUUAUAUACGCCAUUGUUGACGACGCCACCGUUGCCGGUGCUGCGGUGCAGGUGGUGCACGACGUGGACCUCCAGAAGCUUCCGGUGAGGUUCGCCAUGGACAGGGCCGGGCUCGUCGGCGCCGACGGGCCGACCCACUGCGGCGCGUUCGAUGUCACCUACAUGGCGUGCCUACCGAACAUGGUGGUCAUGGCUCCGUCCGACGAGGCCGAGCUCUGCCACAUGGUCGCCACCGCCGCGGCCAUCGACGACCGCCCCUCCUGCUUCCGCUACCCAAGAGGCAACGGCAUCGGCGUCCCGCUGCCACCCAACUACAAAGGCGUUCCCCUCGAGGUUGGCAAAGGGAGGGUACUUCUGGAGGGCGAGAGGGUGGCGCUGCUGGGGUACGGGUCGGCGGUGCAGUACUGCCUGGCCGCCGCGUCGCUGGUGGAGCGGCACGGCCUCAGGGUGACCGUCGCCGACGCCAGGUUCUGCAAGCCGCUGGACCAGGGGCUCAUCCGGAGGCUGGCCAACUCCCACGAGGUGCUCCUCACCGUCGAGGAAGGCUCCAUCGGCGGGUUCGGCUCUCACGUCGCGCAGUUCCUGGCCCUCGAUGGCCUCCUCGACGGCAAACUCAAGUGGCGGCCGCUGGUGCUACCUGACCGGUACAUCGACCACGGGGCACCGGCGGAUCAGCUGGCGGAGGCCGGGCUGACGCCGUCGCACAUCGCGGCGACGGUGUUCAACGUGCUGGGCCAGGCAAGGGAGGCACUCGCCAUCAUGACGGUGCCCAACGCUUAGCAGGAAGAAAUGCGUCAUGCGUGUGGGCGGUGUGGCCUCACCGGUGUAGUGACACAAAAGAUGCUUGUACAUUUAGUCAUUUAGAUGUGUCAGUGAUUUUGAUUAUUAGCCGGCGCCGGGAUAAUCAGUUACUAGUGAUGCUGAAGAGGGGAGCAAUAUUUACAGUUUCUGAUCAUUACUCUGACUCGUUUCGAUCAAUUGUUCGUGGACGAACCCGCCCGUUCGAUCUCUGGUAUAUCUAAGAAAUGUUGUAAGUGGAUAGAUAUAUUGGUAAGGAUUAAUUAGUUGGGUGUCAAGAAACAUCAAACCGCUAUUCUACAGGAAGUAGCUAUGUAGUAGCAACAGUCAUCGUUGCACUGUGUCUGUCAUGUUUUCAAUCAAGUAUGCAAUACCGAGCAUGGUUCAUGCACGGCAUUCUGGUUGAUUCUGUUCGACUGUUCGUCUGUGAUAGCGUCAUUAGCAUCAGGACACAUGUGCAG